Messenger RNA from Myzus persicae (green peach aphid), 1616 nucleotides. RefSeq names its product protein SDE2 homolog. Gene Ontology annotation, cellular component: nucleus. The transcript has a single exon. Lineage: Eukaryota; Metazoa; Arthropoda; Insecta; Hemiptera; Aphididae. The coding region runs from base 342 to 1064 and encodes 240 amino acids. The record is from RefSeq and is a predicted model, not a curated record.
GAUAGUUCAUAAUAUUCUCUAUCAUAUAGGUAGUACAUAUACGAAUACACAACAAACAUAAUAUUAUUACACAAUUACAAAUAACUGUUUACUAUUUGCUGCACAAAAUAAUAAAUAUUGCUUUCAAAUUUUAAUAUUGUAAAUAAAUACAGUACGGUAUUACCACGAUUUUAAUAUAUAUAUUUUUAGUAAGAUUUAGUACAAAUGUCAAGUGCUUUCUGAAUAUUUCAUAGUUUUUAUUUUGUUAAUUUUGAUGAAUUGUGAUUUGUGUUCAUAAAUUGUAUCCAAAAAGUUUAUUGUUUUAUAAAUACAUUUAUAUCGAGUGAAAUUCCAAGUAUAAAAUGGAUUUAAAGAUGGAGAAACUGACGUUUAAUGUUACAUCUGAAAUGUCUUUGCAUAGUAUACAACAAUUUGCUUGCAUUGAAACGGGUAUGUUACAGAAGGACUUUUACUUGUUGUUUAAUGGCAAAAUUUUAAAUGAAAAUACUGUUCAAAAUGGUAUUGUACACAUUGUCCCUCGGAUAAUGGGAGGCAAGGGAGGAUUUGGUUCAAUGCUUCGAGCAAUUGGUGCACAAAUUGAAAAAACAACUAAUCGUGAAGCCUGUAGAGAUUUAAGCGGUCGUCGGUUACGUGAUAUCAAUGAAGAAAAACGAGUGAAAGAUUUUCUAGCCAAAGGAGGUCCCAGCACAGAAGAUCCUGAAGAACGCAAAAAACGCAAAUUACAACGUCUAUGUCAAGCACCCAAAACAGAAUUUAAAGAUGAACAUUAUGAAAAGCACAUGUCCGAAAUGACAGAAUCUGUUUCAGAUGCAAUAGAGUGUGGUUUCAAAGCAGGUACAUCAGAAAUUCCAAUUAAGAAAAAAAUUAAAUCCAAAGGAUAUUAUGAUUCCGAUUUGGAUACAGAUAGCAGCGGUGAUGAAUUAGAUGAAGAAAAAGUGUCUACUGAGUCAAUCAAAGAGGAGCAAUCAGACGAAGAAUUAAAAGAAACAGAAAAUGCUAAUAAACGUAAAAGUUUAGACUUAGAAGAUACUGAUACUAUAACAAAAAAAAGAAUCAAAGUUUAACUAUUUUUUAAAUUAAUUUAAAUAAUUUGAUUGAUUUUUGUUUCAAAAAUAAAUUUAUAACUGUAAAACCGGUAAUUGUAAAUUAUACUUGUAACAUUUGACACGUAAGGUAUUGUUAAUUAAGGGAACAUACUUAGGAGUUUAAAAUAAAUUUAAUACAAAUUACAAUUAUGCCUAAUAAUAUUUAUGUUCAAAAACAUAUUUUAAUUUUAAUGCUGUUGUUUGGAUUUUGAGCAAAUAGCAAUAUAGUAGUGUUAUUAUCUUAUUUUGUUGGUCUAUUCAACUUUGAUCAACUUAUGAAACAUACUUGAGAAAUUUAAUGUUAUUAAGCCGUACUUAAGAGGUUUUAUUAUCAUUUCACUAAUUGUAUUCUACAUUUAUAAAUUUUAAUAAUACAUGAAUAAUUUUAAUACUUACUUCAUCUUGAAGUUCAGUAUCAGAUUUUUGAGUAGAAAGUAGAUCUAUGAUACUAGUAUAAUAUUCCUCAUCUGAAACACCUAAAUCUAUUGAUGAAGUCUUACUAAUCUGUUUCAAUAGCCAAGCUCUACCAAA